CCAAAAAGAUUACACAAGAAGGAUUCCUGUCUUGGGAGUCCGGAUUUGCUGAAGUCGGCGUUCCAUGGUUCACCACCUUUGCUUACGCUGAACCCUAACUACUAAUGAAUUUGAUCGAACCAAGUUCCGUCUGAUAAAGCCCUCUCUCUCUCUCUCUCUCUCUCUCUAGCGGGCAGCGGUUAUGUAGACACAAAGAUGAGAACUAUGAAUGGCGCGAGAGGCGGUUGGGCAGGAAUUUCAAACCGAUUCAGGCUCCUUUACAAGAAACCCUUUUGCACAAACAACAAACCCACCGCCCCAUCUAACAACAUCAACAAAGGAGGGAGUGAACAGGCUGAUGGGUCGUUGAGCACUUACGACGAAGCGUAUCGGCAGCUGGACAAGCUCGAUUUCAUGACCGCCGCGAAAAUUCUCUUCUCUACUCCCCCAAAGAAGAGGAAAUUCGGGUACUAAACGCUUGUCUUGGAUCCUAUGUUUGCAUUUUGCAAGAUCGAUUUCCAUCUGGUACAAUUCUUCUUUGCCUGCAUGCCUUCACUGGCUGUGUAUUUGGUGGCUCAAUAUGCUCGCUAUGAAAUGAGAAGAAUGGAGGCAGAACUGGAGGUAAAAAAGAAAGCGGAAGAAGAAAAGAAAGCUGAAGAAGAAGCGAAAGCAAAAGAGGUUGAACUAAAUUCCUCUGAGGGAAGGGAAUUGGGAUCUGAUCGGGAGCUUUUGCAAGUAAAAGUGAGACUGGAUAAACUGGAAGAGACUUUGAAAGAAAUCGUUGUUGAAUCAAAGAAACAACAGGAUAGCACCUCAACUAAAAACCAGGAAGAUGGUAGCCAAAAAAUACAUCAUACUGCAACCGACCUCACCAGCAGCUCGAAUAGAUCAGAAGCAAGCAAUUCCACAGGCAAAGACCGUUUCAGUAAACAGAAAUCUGAGAAUGUGGCACCAAACUCAAGCCCAGAAAAUGUUAGUGGCUCAGCAGCACCAAUUUCUGAUGCCUCCCAGCGUGAUUUACGAGGGUCCAAAAAUACAGGGGGUGCAAAGAAAUGAAAUAGCUUUAUAGUGCAUGAGAUAAUUUUGUAUGGGAGGUUUUUCGUGAUGUUCAAUGUUAAGUGGGGGCAUGAGUGUUGGACUGGUACAGUAGGCGGCCUGUAUGGCUCAGUUACCCCUUGGUUGAUUUCUGACGGGCAAAAAUAUUCAUGCUUCGACAUUUUUUUCCAUGUUUGAGAUUGUCAUCUCUUCAAUUUUUCAGUGCAUGGAAAGUUGCAACCAAGACCAAAUCUUUUGUGAUAAAAUGGGAGUGAAUUCUUCAUUAGAAAACAUAUGAAUAGGUCACACCGGCUUUGCGGCUUUUCGCA
Rhododendron vialii is the source of this 1343-nucleotide messenger RNA. RefSeq lists its product as uncharacterized. Bases 472 to 1035 code for a protein of 187 amino acids. The transcript is spliced from 4 exons. The record is from RefSeq and is a predicted model, not a curated record. Lineage: Eukaryota; Viridiplantae; Streptophyta; Magnoliopsida; Ericales; Ericaceae.